Phasianus colchicus (ring-necked pheasant) is the source of this 3444-nucleotide messenger RNA. The record is from RefSeq and is a predicted model, not a curated record. Lineage: Eukaryota; Metazoa; Chordata; Aves; Galliformes; Phasianidae.
UCCCUGAGAGUUUAAUGUGAGAGCGGUGUAAGCUCAGUGCUGCAGAUAAGCCAUGGGGAAAUCACAGGGUGAGAGCUGAGAACUGAUGGGGAAUAACAACUGAAAGAGCUUUGGUUUUCCUAGGCCGGCAGGAGGUAGUUCAUGCUAGGAAGCUUGCCAGCUCCACACUGAUGCUGGGAGCUUUGUCUCCUCAGGACUGCAGGAACACACUUUGCAGUCAAACUGAUCUGAGAGAUUUUGAUAGUAAAAACAGCUGUCUCGUUGCAAUGAUGUUUUUGUUCCAUUGUCAAAAUUUUGAGCUAAAUCCAUGAGUGGGCUGCAGCUUGUUCAAACCCUGAACUCAACACCCUUUGUGUUCCUUUGGCUUUUCUACCACGGUUCCUGGGAUCUCCCCUUCCUGAGGAAAGGGCUAGGUGUAAUAAAAGCUGUCAGGGCAAGGACUGGAGGCUCUCGUCCGCUGCAGAGUCAGAACAGGAGAGCUGCAGCCUGCCCCAAACUGCUGGAAAGGGGGGAGGAAAGAGGAAGAGCAGGGCGCAGAAACAAAAUAUCCCGAUGCCGCCGUGGCCAGGCUGCUUCCCCAGCGAGCAGGUACGCUGGUGGGCAGGGGUGGAUGUGUGCUACCUGUGUACUGGGAUGAGGCGAAGCACAGGCACCUUUUGUGCUUUUUGGCUUUUCUGCCUCCAUAUGGCCAUGGAUGCAGCCCUGCUCCCGUGGGGAUGUUGGAAGGAAGAGCAGGAUGGCAUGUGCUGGGGGGGUUCAGCCCUGGGGACCAGGAGCUGUGCAACACCCAAGUCGGUGAGAGCAGAGGGAUGCCUUGUGUGAGUGAGGCUGCUCCUGUAGCUCUGCAAGUCUUGCAGUAGUGUGUGUAAAAGAAAUAAACUUCUCCCAAAUAUUCUUUUAAAAUUGACAUUUAAAAAUUGACACAGGAGAUAAGGUUGUGUUCAAACGCCCAUGUUUUAAACCAAGAAUCCCUCUUAAAAACAUACAGCUAAACGUAGGUUGAGAGCAUCAAUCCAGAUAAAGCUGAAAGCAGAAAGCACGUUGAGGGAGUACCUGCUACUAAAUGAAAGCACGGCCCGGCUCAGCCCGGCAAGUUAGAAAGCGCGGGGGAGCGCCGAGCACAGCAGGCAGAGCAACGGGCUCGCGCAGGGGGACGCGUUGGUGACCGCAGCGAGAGGCUGCCCCGCGCUCCGGCCGGGCCCCGCGGCGUGCGGGAGCCGCUGGAAGCUCCUCCUCCGCCGGGCCGGGAUGUAGCGAGCGGCGGGACAGCUCCGAGGGCGCACGCUGCGAGGCGGCGGGGCCCCACGCGUGCGGUAUAAGGAAAUGCUAGAUCUAGUGAUAUCACCCAGCCUGACUGUAAAUAGAGAGUGCCCUGACAGACUGAAGCUUAACCUUGCUAACAUUUAUGCCACGGCUCCAGAUGACAUAGAAGGCAACAGCAAAGCAGCACCACAGUGUCCUCUCCAUCUGUACUCAACAAAACAUUAUCCCCAUAUAGUGACAGUCCAGUCUUUCCCAACAAUGGCAACAUAUGGACAGACUCAGUACAGUGCAGGAAUCCAACAGGCUGCUGCAUACACUUCCUACCCUCCUCCAGCGCAGCCCUAUGCCAUACCUUCCUACAGCAUCAAAACAGAGGACAGCUUGAGCCAUUCCCCAGGACAGAGUGGGUUUCUUAGUUAUGGAUCCAGUUUCAGUACCCCAACUGCUGGACAAGCACCAUAUACCUACCAAAUGCAUGGCACAACAGGGAUUUACCAGGGAGCCAAUGGCCUGACAAAUUCUGCUGGAUUCAGUGCUGUGCAUCAGGAAUAUUCAUCAUAUCCAAGCUUUCCUCAAAGCCAGUACUCACAGUAUUACAGCUCCUCCUACAACUCUCCCUACAUGUCCACAAACAGCAUCAGUCCUUCAGCCAUCCCAACCUCCACUUAUUCUCUGCAGGAGUCUUCUCACAACAUCACCAGUCAGAGCACAGAAUCGCUGUCUGGAGAAUAUGGAACAACACCAGCAAAAGAUAUAGAAACAGACAGACAUCACAGAGGGUCGGAUGGCAAGGUACGAGCCCGAUCAAAAAGAAGCAACGAUCCUUCCCCCACUGCUGACAGUGAGAUUGAGCGUGUAUUUGUGUGGGAUUUGGAUGAGACGAUAAUUAUUUUUCACUCCUUACUCACGGGAACCUUUGCAUCCAGAUAUGGGAAGGACACGACAGCGUCUGUGCGGAUAGGUCUUAUGAUGGAAGAAAUGAUCUUCAACCUUGCAGAUACACAUCUGUUCUUUAAUGACCUGGAGGACUGUGACCAGAUCCACAUAGAUGAUGUAUCAUCAGAUGAUAAUGGACAAGAUCUAAGCACAUAUAACUUCUCUGCAGAUGGCUUUCACAGUUCAGCUGCCAGUGCAAAUCUAUGUCUGGGCUCAGGCGUUCAUGGGGGAGUUGACUGGAUGAGGAAAUUAGCGUUCCGCUACCGUCGGGUGAAAGAGAUGUACAACACCUACAAAAACAAUGUUGGGGGUUUAAUAGGAGCUCCUAAGAGGGAAACCUGGCUGCAGUUAAGAGCAGAACUCGAAGCGCUGACUGAUCUCUGGCUCACACAUGCUCUGAAGGCGCUGAAUUUGAUACAUUCCCGGCCUAACUGUGUAAAUGUGUUGGUAACCACAACUCAGCUGAUACCAGCUCUAGCAAAAGUGCUUCUCUAUGGACUAGGCACUGUCUUCCCAAUCGAAAACAUUUACAGUGCAACAAAAACAGGAAAAGAGAGCUGUUUUGAAAGAAUAAUGCAGAGGUUUGGAAGAAAAGCUGUGUACAUUGUAAUAGGAGAUGGCGUUGAAGAGGAACAGGGAGCAAAAAAGCACAACAUGCCAUUCUGGAGAAUCUCUUGUCAUGCUGACCUGGAAGCUCUUCGGCACGCCUUGGAACUUGAAUAUUUGUAGCAGACCCCAACAUCUUAGCACUGUGAGGGCUUCACUCAAACUGUUUCAUCGAUUCCACCUAUUCCUCAGCAUUUUCUUAUUAAAAAAAUCCCACAGCAACUGCAGUUUUUCUUUUUUUGAAGGAGAACCCUUUCAGUGGAAGCCUCUAAGAACUUGCAGCCAAAGAACAUUCUAUCAAGUCCUUCCUUUGAACAGAGGAAAAGUCUUCAGAUAACUCUGGGGAUCCUGCAGUUACAUGCUUAAGCUGGGUGCCUAGAGCUGUAACUGCCCUUUGGCCAUCAGCGAGAACCCCCAGAAGCCUUGGGUCUGCUUGUCAGUUUUCUUGCUUUUGAAAGGGGAAGAGGAAACAUUAAAGACUGUGAGCGUACUCUGUGCAUAAUACAUCAUACCACGUCGGACCUUCUGCAAAUAAGAGUGAAACUGUUGAUUUUUUGUUUUGUUUGUAUUUUUUUUUUAAUUUAUGAACUAAUCUCAUUACUCUGGUAUUAAGCUCUGUACCUGUGUUUUUAAUCUGGC